CGCCAGCAAUUCGCUUCUCCCUCGCUUCCUUCACUGCAGCCAUGUCCCGUCUCCCUCUCGUCCUCUUCGCCAUCGCCGCCGCGGCGGCGGCCGCCGGGAUCGCCGCCGCGGAGCCCGCCGGCCACGGCGAGGAUCCGCUGAUCAGGCAGGUCGUGUCGUCGGGCGGCGACGACGACCUGGCCCUCGGCGCGGAGCGCCACUUCGUCGACUUCAAGCUCCGGUUCGGCAAGGCCUACGCCACGCCGGAGGAGCACGACUACCGGCUCGGCGUCUUCAAGGCCAACCUCCGCCGCGCGCGGCUCCACCAGAAGCUCGACCCCUCGGCGGUCCACGGCGUCACCAAGUUCUCCGACCUCACCCCGGAGGAGUUCCGCCGGCAGUUCCUCGGCCUGAAGCGGCUCCGCCUCCCGACCGACGCCAACAAGGCGCCGGUCCUGCCGACCGACGAUCUCCCGACGGAGUUCGACUGGCGCGAUCGCGGUGCCGUCACCGGCGUCAAAGACCAGGGAGCAUGUGGAUCGUGCUGGUCUUUUAGUACGACCGGAGCUCUGGAAGGAGCUCAUUUUCUGGCUACCGGAGAGCUUACGAGUUUGAGCGAGCAGCAGCUUGUGGACUGUGACCAUGAGUGUGACCCUGAAGAAUACGGUGCAUGUGACUCGGGAUGCAGUGGCGGGCUGAUGACAACUGCCUUCGAGUACACACUUAAAGUUGGUGGGCUAGAGCGAGAGGAAGACUAUCCUUAUACUGGGACUGAUCGUGGUUCUUGCAAAUUUGACAAGAGCAAGAUUGCAGCAUCAGUAUCUAACUUCAGUGUUAUUACCCUGGACGAGGAACAGAUUGCAGCAAAUCUUGUCAAGAACGGUCCCCUGGCUGUCGGGAUCAAUGCAGUGUAUAUGCAGACAUACAUAGGAGGAGUGUCGUGCCCAUAUAUUUGCGGGAAGCAUCUCGAUCACGGGGUGCUCUUGGUCGGGUACGGAUCUGCUGGUUAUGCUCCCAUCCGGUUCAAAGAGAAGCCUUACUGGAUAAUCAAGAACUCGUGGGGAGAGAACUGGGGCGAGAAUGGAUAUUACAAGAUCUGCAGGGGCCGCGAUAUCUGUGGCGUCGACUCGAUGGUGUCGACCGUGGCUGCUAUUCACACCACAGCUCAUUAGAUCACCGAGUCGCAGGAAAUCCUGUGACAGGCGUCACAAGGUUUCCUUCAUGAACGCCCAGGUGAGCGUGUUAUGGUAUUGUUUUAGGUGUCGUACCUUUUCAAGACAUUGGACACAGUUGAAAGUAUCCGAAAUGCUAUUCUGCUGUUGCAUCUGUAAAGUAUAAGAUGAUACCAUGUAUGCUAACUAUCUGUGAUUAUGUGUGGCCAACUGAAAUUAUAACGUAUCUCUGCGUGCUCCUAAA
Molecule: messenger RNA, 1395 nt
Organism: Eucalyptus grandis
Lineage: Eukaryota; Viridiplantae; Streptophyta; Magnoliopsida; Myrtales; Myrtaceae
Product: cysteine protease RD19A
Exons: 4
Coding region: 42-1151 (369 amino acids)
Cellular component (GO): lysosome
Molecular function (GO): cysteine-type endopeptidase activity
Source: RefSeq, a predicted model, not a curated record